Stegastes partitus (bicolor damselfish) is the source of this 750-nucleotide messenger RNA. Its product is annotated as RING finger protein C14orf164. NCBI's taxonomy places the organism in Eukaryota, Metazoa, Chordata, Actinopteri, Pomacentridae. Gene Ontology annotation, biological process: protein sumoylation; homologous chromosome pairing at meiosis; reciprocal meiotic recombination. Gene Ontology annotation, molecular function: SUMO transferase activity. Gene Ontology annotation, cellular component: synaptonemal complex. The record is from RefSeq and is a predicted model, not a curated record. The transcript is spliced from 12 exons. Bases 1 to 750 code for a protein of 249 amino acids.
AUGGACUGGUUCCAUUGCAACCAGUGCUUCACAAAGAGAGGGUCGAAGUUUGCCGUCUCCAGCUGUGGCCACAUCUGCUGUGAAGCGUGCAUUCAGUCUAAGCAGUGCAGUGUAUGUGGAGCGAGCUGCAGCUAUCUGGCCAUCAGUGAUGAGAUGAAGCCACAGGAGAAAGUGUUUUUCAAGGACCCUAUGAAGCUCAUCCAGUCACGGAUGCAACACAUCACACAGAUUGCGACUUUUCAGCAGACACAGAUGGAGAGAGUCAUAGCACACUUCAAGCACAAGUCUAUUGAAUUAGAGAGGCGUCUGAAGGAAGUCACCGAGCAGGCUUACAGGCAACUCUCAGAGCUGAAGAGAGAGAAUGCGGACUUAAAAAAGCAGCUUUCAGAGCUCAAAAGAGAAACUGCCGAGUUAAAAAAGCCACUUUCUCAGAGGAGGGUUUCUCCAGGACAGUUUCACACUGAAGGCACUCAGAGGAUGACACUUCCUGUGGCUGUCACCUCCCCAGUUACCCCUCGUCAAAGACCUAUGAGUCAUAUAGGCUCAGCAGAGUCUCGGAGGUGGGCCAGAGACAGAGGUCCGACCUUCUCCCUUCAUACUCCUGGAUCAACUACCUCCAUGUCCAGCCACAGUUCUCUUCAUGAAUACAGAACACCCACAUCCUUCAGCACUCCUACAAGAACGCAGACUCCCAAUGUUUUGCAGCUCCCGUUUAUGAGUGGAUUGUCAGUACAGUCACCUAGGCAUUGA